Diospyros lotus (date-plum) is the source of this 1959-nucleotide messenger RNA. Its product is annotated as heat stress transcription factor A-7a. Gene Ontology annotation, molecular function: RNA polymerase II cis-regulatory region sequence-specific DNA binding; DNA-binding transcription factor activity. Bases 537 to 1613 code for a protein of 358 amino acids. The transcript is spliced from 3 exons. Gene Ontology annotation, biological process: regulation of transcription by RNA polymerase II. Lineage: Eukaryota; Viridiplantae; Streptophyta; Magnoliopsida; Ericales; Ebenaceae. The record is from RefSeq and is a predicted model, not a curated record. Gene Ontology annotation, cellular component: nucleus.
AUUUAACCGAGUGAUUAUAAUCCGCAUGGUGAUGAGAAAGCCACGAUUGAAGCAGCUGGUGUUUAUAUUAUUGAUUGGGAUAUACCUCUAUUCGAUGGUCACUUUCCCAUAAUGUGUGUCAUGGUGACGUUCAGGGUUGCCACCAAAUGAUGUGUGGGGUAUGGAAAUCCACCAAUCAAACUGCACCCAAAAACACCAGCGGCCACCAGUCCCAUCACCUCUUCCAGAAGAAGACGAAGAAGAAGAAGAGGAAGUUACCAAAAGGGGCUGGGCUGCCUCUCAAAAGAAAAUCUCUAGACGUUUCCAUUGAUUAUAUAUUAUAAUAUAGUUUUCAGAAGCUUCCUUUCCUUUCGUUUAGAUUGCCUAUAGGAACGAGCUUCUCAACGGAAUAAACUACCCUGAAUCCCGUCACGCGCCAAUUGAAUUUCUCUCUCAAUUCAAUCUCUUCCCUACUCUGUUUGCUGCAACUCCAUUUAAAUUCUCUGUUCCUGUGCCAUUCUGGCGCUCAAAUUGAGAAUCCUUUUGCAAUCUGGAUCAUGGAUCCUGCCUUCCCAGUUGAGGAAGAGUACCUGGGCCUGAGCUUAUUGCAGUCCGGGGAGCCGCGGCCGCCUCAGCCGAAGGAGGGGCUUCAUGACACCGGCCCUCCGCCGUUUCUGACCAAGACCUUCGACAUGGUGAAUGAUCCAACCAGUGAUCACAUGGUUUCUUGGAGCAGAAGGGGUCACAGCUUUGUUGUUUGGGAUCCAUAUGCCUUCUCCACGAUUCUCCUCCCUAGAUGCUUCAAGCACAACAACUUCUCAUCUUUUGUCAGGCAGCUCAACACUUAUGGCUUUAGGAAGAUUGAUCCAGAUAAAUGGGAAUUUGCCAACGAAGGAUUUCUAAGGGGCCAGAGACAUCUCCUAAAGAACAUCAAAAGAAGAAGAACUUCUCCGCAGCCUCUUCCUCCCGAGCAAGCCCUAGGUCCUUGUCUCGGGAUUGGAAAAGCCGGAGACGGAGACACAGAAGUCGAUCGUUUGAGGCGAGACAAGCAAGUCCUGAUGAUGGAACUUGUCAAGCUUAGAGAGCAGCACCAGAUCAGCAGAGCCCGGGUUCAAGCUAUGGAAUUGAGGCUCGAAGGGACUGAGAGGAAGCAGCAACAAAUGAUGAGGUUUCUGGCUAGAGCCAUGCAAAACCCGGCAUUUAUCGAGCAGUUAAUCCAACAAAAGGGGGAAAGAAAGCAACUUGAAGAAACCAUUAGCAAAAAAAGGCGGCUCCAUAUUGAUCAAGGCCCCAGUGGCUUUCGAGGCGAAUCGAGUCAGGGUGCUGAAGGGCUAGACCCCAUCAAAAUUGAACCUCUAGAAUUUGCAGAACCCCAUGGAUGUCAAGUGUCAGAGCUGGAGGUGCUUGCCUUGGAAAUACAGGGCUUGGGCAGAUCAAGAAAGAAGCAAGAACGACAAGAUUUUGAGCAAUUUGAGAGUUCGGAUAAAGAGCUUGACGAGGGAUUCUGGGAAGAGUUCCUGAACGAGAAGCUUAACCAAGAAUCUGGCUUUCCAGGGGAUGAAGGGAAGGGCGGAGACGAAGAUGUGAAGUUCUUGGCUAAUCAGUUGGACCUCUUGGGUUCAAGCCCAAACUAGAAAGCUGCUAACUACCCACCCCGCCAAAAAAAAAAAAAAAAAAACAGAACACUAGAAAGCUGCUACUGUUACUACCUACCACCUACUACCUAGGCAUUGACCACCCUUCAUUUUCUGCUCUAAAUAUUUGAUUUUCAUCUGUAAUUUCCUCAAUCCGUGUCUCGUCUUGUCUAUUCCAUAGUGGUGCAGUUCUGGGUGUAGUUUCAGUUCUUUUAAGUCCCUGAUCUAGACCAUUAAACUCUCUCUCUUCUGGACAAGGAAUCACCAAGAACUUUGUUUGGUUCUUGAUGUUCCUUAUGAUUACUGAAUUCGUUGGCUGAAUUAAUACUUGUUUGGCUGCAUAUGA